CUGAUUUAAAAGUGAAAGUAACGCGUAUCUGAGAGCAAGUGUCGUGUCGCUUAGUUUGAUAUUCACGGAAAUAUUUCAUAUUUUCUGGUGCUUUCAGCCCUUAAUGUGAAAGAUGCCUGUUUCCCUGAUUCAACAUAUUUUUUUUAUCCUGGCAGACAAGAUGGCAUCAGUUCCAGAGCAGCUUCUGGAAACACUGGAUGAGCUGGAAGAAAACAAACUGAAGAGGUUUAAAUUUCAUUUAAAACAAGAAGGGUCAAUUUCAGCUGAUGACUUGGAAAAUGCAGAUGCCAUUGAUACAGUGGAUCAGAUGGUCAAGUGUUUUAAACCAGAAGAAGCUGUGAAGCUCACACUGAACAUCCUGAAGAAGAUGAAACACAACCAGCUGUCUGAACAGUUAGAGAACAAGUACAAGGAAGUGCACAGUGUUCCAGUGCAGAUCAGCAGUCCACCUCAGACUGGAGUCAGUGUUGAUCUAAAUGCUAAAACAGGUGCAAAUGUAAAUGCUCCUGUACUCACUGGAAACGUUAUCUCUGGCCCAGUUACCUUCAACGUCACCUCAACUACUGGUGCUAUUGGGCUGCAAACACCCUCAGAGGGACAUCUAUCUGAGAAACAUGCAGGAAAACAAGAGGAUGAUGUCUUGCUAAAAAUCUUGAAAAAACACAAAGACUACAUGAAGGAGAAAACUGAACGUGUUUUUGAGGGCAAAAAAGAUAAUAAAACGCAUCUCAAGAAGGUUUACACAGAACUCUUUAUCACUGAAGGUGAUUUUACAGAUGUCAAUCAUGAACACGAGAUUCUGAAGAUCGACAGAGCUUUCAAAAUCCCAAAAUCAGAAGACAUACCAAUCAACUGCAAUGACAUAUUUAGCUUAUUGAGACAAAAGGCAGAGGGUAACAUUGUUCUGACCAAGGGAAUUGCUGGCAUUGGAAAAACCUUCUCUGUGCAAAAGUUCCUUCUGGACUGGGCUGAAGGAAACGCCAAUCAGGAUGUAGACUGCAUGUUCCUGCUUCCUUUCCGAGAGAUUAACUUGAUUAAAGAUAAGGAGUUCAGUCUCCAUGAGUUUCUACAGGAAUUUUAUCCUGCACUGAAACAACUGAAGGAUACAAAUUUGUAUGAAAGUUGUACAAUUGCUUUUAUUUUCGACGGACUUGAUGAGAGUCGUCUUCCGUUGAAUUUCAAUUGCAGUUCACUGCACUCUGUAAAUACACGGUCAUCUGUUGAUGCUUUGUUUACAAGUUUAGUCAAAGGGAAACUUCUUCCAUCAGCUCUCAUCUGGGUGACCUCACGACCUGCAGCAGCCAAUCAAGUCCCUCCUGAGUAUAUGGGUUUAUUCACAGAGGUGCGAGGAUUUACUGACAAACAGAAGGAGGAAUACUUCAGAAAGAGAAUCACAGAUGAAACUCAGGCCUUUAAAAUCAUCUCACACAUUAAGACAUCUCGUAGUCUCUACAUCAUGUGUCACAUUCCAGUGUUCUGUUGGAUCGCAGCUACUGUUCUUCAUGAAAUUCUCAUCAAGAACAAUGGGGAAGACAUUCCUUCAACACUUACUGAAAUGUACGUUCACUUCUUACUAAUACAGAUGAACAUGAAGAACCAAAAGUAUGAUGAAAAAACCGAAAGAGAUCGCACAAAGCUCUUGGGUUCAAACAAAGAAAUGAUCUCAAAGUUGGCUAAACUGGCAUUUGAACAGCUAAAGAAGGAAAAUAUCAUGUUCUACGAAGAUGAUUUGAAAGCUUGCGGCAUUGACGUAAGUGAAGUGUCAGAGACUACGGGAUUGUGCACUGAGAUCUUUAAGAAAGACUCUGUGCUUCACGAGAUGAAGGUUUAUUACUUCAUACAUCUGAGUGUCCAAGAAUUCCUUGCUGCUCUGCACAUGUUCCUCUGCUACCUGAACAAGAACAUGGAGGAGCUUGAUUUUUUCCUGGAGAAUUCACGUCCCGAGAAAGACCUGCUGUACAAGUUGCUGAAGAAAGCUAUUGAUAAAGCCAAGGCAAACAAGAGGGGGCAUUUCGAUCUCUUCAUCCGGUUCUUGCUGGGCAUUUCUCUUGAGUCUAAUCAAAAACUCCUCACUGGCUUGUUGACCCAAACAGAGGACAGUAAGAGAAGCAUCAAUAAAAUUAUCGAGUACAUCAAGCAAAUACAAAACAACGAUACUUGUCCUGACAAAUCCAUCAACCACUUUUUCUGCAUCCUCGAGCUGCAUGAUAGAUCCCUGUACCAGCAAAUCAAGAAAUAUCUGAGUUCAGAUGUCAUUGACAAAUGUAGAAAGAUCUCCACCUCAAACUGCUCUGCGCUGGUCUAUGUGCUUCUGAUGUCAGAAGAGGUGCUGGAUGAGUUCAACCCAAAGAAGUUCAACCCAACGUAUGCUGGAUGUAGGAGACUGGUCCCAGUAAUGAGAUGCUGCAAAAGAGCCCUGUUUUCAGACUGUGGACUGACAGAAUCAUGCUGUGAAACUGUAGCUUCAGCUCUUCAGUUAGAGAACUGCCCCCUGAGCGAGCUGGACCUGAGUGACAAUUACAGUAUUGAAGCAGGAGUGAAGCUGCUUUGUUCUGGACUGAAGAGUCCUCACUGUAAACUAGAGACACUGAGGUUGGCUCAAUGUCAUUUUGGCCAGGACAGCUGCAGCGAGCUGGUGUCUGCUCUCAAGAUGAUCAUAUGUCAUCUGAGUGAGCUUGACCUCAGUAACAACGAUCUGCACGACUCUGGACUUCAACAACUCUUACAUGGAAUGGACAACACAGAGUGUAAACUUAAAAUUCUGAGGUUGAGCUGGUGUAACCUGACUGAGAAGAGCUGUGAGAUUCUUGCAUUGAUUCUUUGCUCAAACUCCCUCCUGAGUGAGCUGGACCUGAGUAAUAAUGACCUGCAGGACUCAGGAGUGAAGCUGAUUGCUGAUGCACUGAAGAGUUCUAACUGUACACUGGAGGUACUUGGAUUAUCUGGUUGUAUGGUGACAGAGGUCGGCUGUUGUUAUGUGGCUUCAGCUCUGAGUUCAAACCCUUCACACCUGAAAGAGCUGGAUCUGAGCUACAAUCACCCAGGAGAAUCAGGGGUCAAACUGCUCUCUGAGAGACUUGAUGAUCCAAACUGCAAACUGGACAAGCUCAAAACUGAUCCUCAUGGUCAACACUUCAUCAAGUCAGGGAUAAGAAAGUAUGCUUGUGAUCUCACACUGGAUCUAAACACAGCACAUGUUGAGCUCUGUCUCUCUGAUGAAAACAGACGGGUGACACGAGUAACAGAGAAACAGCCAUAUCCUGAUCAUCCAGAGAGAUUUGAGCACAAUGUGAUCUGUGCAGAUGCAGGGGUGACGACAUACACUUCAUAUGAGGGAGGAAGUGUUCACAUCAGAUACCCAUAUAAGCCAGAAUAUGAAAGUAACAUAAAAUACCUCUGCAAAGGACAAAGCUCCAUAGUGCCAUUUGCUUCAGAAAAUGAUAUACACCCAAUAAGUCUGGAAUGCCACCUGGAGAUCAGAGAUUCUCUUUGACUGACAACAGAAGAGGAAUCUUCACUGUCACUAUAACAGAUAUGAAACCAAAGGAUGGAGGACAGAACUGGUGUGCUAUAGAUAAACUCAUACGUGACGACUACAGGAAGAUUCAGUCACACCAAGUACAUCAACCACAUCAAAGAGGAGGUCACCUCAACUUACCACAACAGUUUCAUUCUACACUACUAAACCAGCAUCAAACAGACCUGUCACAUCUGCAUCAUCAUUAUCACCUUCAUCUUCAUUACUUUUAUCAUCAUCAGCUUCCUCUUCUACUUCAUUGUCAUCAAAACAACAAUCGGGCCACUCAUACCAUCUAUGAUUAUGAAGAGAUGCAUCUUGCAAAUGAUCAUCCUGACUACAGUUUGGUUCUUCCUCUGUUUAUGCUGUAGCACAAUUACCCAACAUCACCUCUGAUAGUGUCAUUUAUUGAUCCAUCCAGACAAUGUCACUAUGCAACUGUAAAUUAAUGAAAGACUCAUCCAUGGGUAACAGGGUUGAUUAACAGUGGAACCUACAUAUAUAUAUAUAUAUAUAUAUAUAUAUAUAUAUAUAUAUAUAUAUAUAUAUAUAUAUAUAUGUGUGUGUGUGUGUGUGUGUGUGUGUGUGUGUGUGUGUGUGUGCGUGCGUGCGAGUGUGUAUAAAGAUUUACGCAUUUUAAUUUCAUUGCAAAAUUCCAACAAAUUGAACUGAGUUGCCAAUCUUUAAGAAAAUAUUUGUUAUUAUUAUUAUUAUUAUUAUUAAUUGUAAUUAAUUUACACAAUUCAAUUGUGUCUAGAGCACACCAAACCAUGAAUUGAAUUCCUCAUCUCUCCCAUUAAAACUAAUGUACUCUGUAAUAUACUAUAAAAUCUGCCUUGAUAUUAUUUUGGAUCAAAAAAUAAAUAAAUAUGCAACAAAA
Messenger RNA from Myxocyprinus asiaticus (Chinese sucker), 4397 nucleotides. Its product is annotated as NACHT, LRR and PYD domains-containing protein 12-like. Gene Ontology annotation, molecular function: protein binding. The record is from RefSeq and is a predicted model, not a curated record. The transcript is spliced from 14 exons. Lineage: Eukaryota; Metazoa; Chordata; Actinopteri; Cypriniformes; Catostomidae. The coding region runs from base 113 to 3493 and encodes 1126 amino acids.